AACCUCUCAAUACACACUGAUAAUCCAGACCUGACACCGUGUUUCCAGAAUACCAUCCUCGCCUGGAUCCCCAGCAUUUAUCUAUGGAGUGCAUUACCCUUUUAUCUCCUCUACCUAAAACACAACAGAAGAGGGUACAUCGUGCUUUCCGUGUUGAGCAGGUUCAAGACGCUGUUCGGUGUCCUGCUGUGGUGCGUGAGCUGGGCAGAUCUCUUCUACUCUUUCCACGAGCUCCUGCAGAACAGAACGCCUCCACCAGUCUAUUUUGUAACGCCACUGAUCGUUGGCAUCACUGUGCUGUUAGCUACAUUGCUUAUUCAGUAUGAAAGGCUGCGAGGAGUUCAGUCCUCUGGAGUGCUCAUUAUCUUCUGGUUUUUGUCUGUGCUCUGUGCUGUGGGGCCUCUCCGGUCUAAGGUCAUGACUACGACACAGCAGGGCCAUGCAAAUGAAAGGUUCAGGUUUACCACAUUUUGCAUGUACUUUGCUUUGAUAAUCAUUGAGUUGAUCCUUUCAUGUUUUAAAGAAAAGCCUCCAUUUUUUUCCCCCGUUAAUACAGAUCCUAAUCCAUGUCCAGAGUCAGCUUCAGGCUUCCUGUCAAGAUUAACGUUUUGGUGGUUUACAAGCAUGGCAAUUCUUGGGUACAAAAGGCCCCUCGAAGAUAAAGAUUUGUGGUCACUGAAUGAAGAUGAUACCUCAAAAAUUAUCGUGCAACGACUAAGUAAAGAGUGGGACAAAGAAAAAGCAGAGUGCAAACAGAAAGAGGAUGUGACAUAUAUGAAGAAAUCUAACCAUGCACUGAAUCAUGUCGGCGAUGGUCCAGAGGAAGCAGAAGUUCUGAUUAGAGACAAAAAGCGCAACAGGAAGCCUUCCUUUCUCAAAGCUUUGUUGAGGACUUUCGGGCCGUACUUCUUAAUCGGCUCCUUCUUCAAGCUGAUACAAGACCUACUUGCUUUCAUCAACCCGCAGCUGUUAAGUGCAUUAAUCGGCUUCAUUAAGAACAAAGAUGCCCCAGCCUGGUGGGGAUUUUCGAUUGCAGCUUUGAUGUUUGUCUGUGCUGUGCUGCAGACACUCGCAGUUCACCAGCAUUUCCAGUACUGCUUUGUUACUGGGAUGAGGCUGAGAACUGGGAUCACUGGAGUCAUAUACCGCAAGUCCUUAGUCAUCACAAACUCAGCAAAGCGCUCAUCUACUGUUGGAGAAAUUGUCAACUUGAUGUCAGUGGAUGCCCAACGUUUCAUGGACCUGAUGAUUUUCCUGAACAUGCUGUGGUCUGCACCACUCCAGAUAUUUUUAGCUUUGUGUUUCCUCUGGCAGGAAUUAGGGGCCUCUGUGCUGGCAGGAGUUGCUGUGAUGGUUUUACUUGUCCCAUUUAAUUCUGCAAUAGCAAUGAAAACCAGAGCAUUCCAGGUGGAACAAAUGCGAUAUAAAGACUCCCGCAUUAAAUUAAUGAAUGAGAUUCUGGGAGGCAUAAAAGUGCUGAAGCUGUAUGCCUGGGAACCAUCGUUUUCAGAAAAAGUGUUGGAGAUACGAAAGAAUGAGCUGCGAGUUUUGAAAAAAUCUGCUUAUCUCAAUUCUGUGUCCACCGUUGCAUGGAUCAGUGCACCAUUCCUGGUAUCAUUGACGACGUUUGCUGUGUAUGUCUCGGUGGGUGAGAAGAAUGUCCUGGAUGCAGAAAAGGCUUUUGUCUCCCUUUCCUUGUUUAAUAUCUUAAAGUUUCCCCUCAGUAUGCUUCCACAAGUCAUUAGCAGCAUUGUGCAGACAAGUGUUUCUCUAAAGAGAAUUCAGCAGUUCCUGAGUCAUGAUGAACUUGAUCCAAAUUGUGUGGAAACGAAAGUGAUUGCACCAGGCAGUGCCAUCAGUGUAACAAAUGCGGCGUUCAGCUGGGGAAAGGAGCUGAAGCCAUCUCUGAAAGAUAUAAAUCUCUUGGUCCCAAGUGGCGCUUUGGUUGCCGUUGUUGGCCAUGUUGGCUGCGGGAAGUCUUCUCUGGUGUCUGCUCUCCUGGGUGAAAUGGAAAAGCUGGAAGGAGAAGUGGCUGUGAAGGGUUCUGUGGCUUAUGUGCCUCAACAAGCUUGGAUCCAGAAUGCCACACUGAAAGAUAACAUUUUGUUUGGCCAAGCUCUUAAUGAACAGAAAUACCAAAGUGUCCUGGAGGUCUGUGCUUUAAAAACUGACCUGGAAGUUCUGCCAGGAGGAGAUCGAACUGAGAUUGGAGAGAAGGGCAUCAACCUCUCAGGUGGCCAGAGGCAGCGCGUGAGCCUCGCUCGGGCGGUGUACAGCAACUCGGACAUUUACCUGUUAGAUGAUCCUCUUUCUGCUGUGGACUCGCACGUUGCAAAGCACAUCUUUGACAAAGUUAUUGGCCCAGAUGGGGCACUUAAAGGGAAAACCCGAAUUCUGGUGACCCACAGCAUCAGCUUCCUGCCUCAGGUAGACCAUAUAGUUGUCCUGGUAGAUGGCAAAAUCUCUGAAAUGGGAUCUUACCAAGACCUUCUGAAACAAAACAAGGCUUUUGCAGAAUUCCUGCGAAAUUAUGCACUUGAUGACGACAUCGCAGAGGAUGAACCAACAAUGCUGGAGGAUGAAGAAGUCCUGCUAGCUGAAGACACCCUCAGCAUCCACACCGAUCUGGCAGAUAAUGAACCAGUGACGAAUGAGGUCCGCAAGCAGUUUCUUAGGCAACUUAGUGUAAUAUCUUCUGAGGGAGGAGAAUGUCCCAACAAAAUGUCAACGAAACGAAAAGUCUGUGAAAAGAAGCCAGCAGAGCCUCCUCUGCCAAGAAAAAAUCCUAACGAGAAACUUAUUCAGGCUGAAACCACUGAAACGGGAACGGUGAAGCUGACAGUGUUCUGGCAAUACAUGAAGGCUGUUGGCCCUGUCAUUUCUUUAGUGGUAUGUCUCCUAUACUGCUGUCAAAAUGCUGCUGCCAUUGGGGCCAACGUGUGGCUCAGCGACUGGACCAACGAGGCCGUGAUAAACGGGACACAGCAGAACACAGCCAUGCGCAUCGGAGUCUAUGCUGCCUUGGGCCUCUUGCAAGCCCUCAUCGUACUCAUCUCUUCCUUCACCCUGGCCAUGGGGGGCAUCAACGCAGCUCGGACACUUCACGCUGCUCUUCUGGAGAACAAAUUUCACACCCCACAGUCGUUCUACGACACGACGCCGACUGGCCGAAUCAUCAACCGCUUUUCGAAGGACAUCUAUGUGAUCGAUGAAGUCAUCCCACAGACCAUCCUGAUGUUCCUUGGAACGCUCUUCACCUCUUUAUCGACGACGAUUGUAAUUAUAGCGAGUACUCCGCUCUUUGCUGUGGUUAUAGUUCCACUUGCGAUUCUGUACUUCUUUGUUCAGCGGUUCUACAUAGCUACCUCCCGCCAGCUGAAGCGCCUGGAGUCUGUGAGCAGAUCUCCCAUCUACUCACACUUCUCAGAAACAGUGUCGGGGGCCAGUGUCAUCAGAGCCUACAGGCGAGUCAAGUCCUUCGUAGACAUCAACGAUCUGAAGAUGGAUGAAAACCAGAAGAGUUACUAUCCCAACAUAGUGUCAAACAGGUGGCUGGGCAUCCGAGUUGAGUUUGUGGGGAGCUGUAUCGUCUUUUUUGCUGCCCUUUUUGCUGUGAUUGGUAAAAACAAUCUGAAUGCAGGCUUGGUAGGACUUUCAGUAUCUUACGCGUUGCAGGUGACCUUGUCUCUGAAUUGGAUGGUCCGAAUGACUUCUGAACUUGAAACUAACAUCGUGGCUGUUGAAAGAAUAAAAGAGUAUUCAGAAACUGAAACAGAGGCUCCCUGGACCAUUGAGGGCAAGAGUCCCCCAGAAGACUGGCCAUCCAAGGGGGAGCUGGAGUUUGUGAAUUAUUCAGUGAGGUACAGGAAGGGCCUGGAUCUGGUGCUGAAGGGUCUAAACCUCCAAGUGCGCGGUGGAGAAAAGAUUGGAAUUGUUGGCAGAACGGGAGCGGGGAAGUCCUCCAUGACGCUCUGUCUCUUUAGGAUACUGGAAGCUGUAAAAGGGGAAAUUAAAAUUGAUGGUGUGAAAAUUUCAGAGAUUGGUCUCCAUGACCUUCGAUCGAGGCUCACAAUUAUUCCUCAGGAUCCUGUUCUCUUUUCUGGAACACUGAGGAUGAACCUGGACCCCUUCAAUAAGUAUUCGGAUGAAGAAAUAUGGAAAGCUCUUGAGCUGUCUCACCUGAAGAGGUUUGUCAGCAGUCAGCCAUCCAUGCUGGACUACGAAUGCACAGAAGGUGGAGAAAAUCUGAGCAUUGGCCAAAGACAACUCGUCUGCCUGGCGAGAGCGCUGCUUCGCAAGACGAGAAUCUUGAUCCUCGACGAAGCGACAGCGGCAAUCGAUCUCGAGACAGAUGAUCUUAUCCAGACGACAAUUAGGAUCCAGUUUGAAGACUGCACGGUGCUGACGAUAGCGCACAGGCUGAACACUAUCAUGGAUUACACGAGGGUUCUUGUUCUAGACAACGGCACCAUAGCUGAAUUUGAUACACCAGCAAACCUUAUAGCCUCAAAGGGUGUUUUCUACAGUAUGGCCAAAGAUGCUGGACUAGCAUGA
Apaloderma vittatum (bar-tailed trogon) is the source of this 4554-nucleotide messenger RNA. RefSeq names its product ATP-binding cassette, sub-family C (CFTR/MRP), member 3 (gene ABCC3). Gene Ontology annotation, cellular component: membrane. Gene Ontology annotation, molecular function: ATP hydrolysis activity; ATP binding; ABC-type transporter activity. Lineage: Eukaryota; Metazoa; Chordata; Aves; Trogoniformes; Trogonidae. The record is from RefSeq and is a predicted model, not a curated record. Gene Ontology annotation, biological process: transmembrane transport. The coding region runs from base 418 to 4554 and encodes 1378 amino acids. The transcript has 30 exons.